UGCGAUUGUGUGUGUACAUUGAGCUUGUUAACUCAAUAAUCAUUUGAAACGUGGAAUGCUGCGAGCACAGAAGAUCACUUUAAUUUUAGUGCACGAAUGGAAGCUUCUCUUUUCAAAGACUAAUUCCUGUGGUUUUAAAUGGUUUCAAAUGCUCCUCUUAACUCUGCAAAGUUUGAUUCACUGAAAAUAAUAUUGCGCAUCACACAUCUCUGUCAUCAUGUAUAAGUUACUCAGCGGUUUGAAGGACUACUUUAAGCGCCAGGACAUUUACACCGAUAGUGUUAUUUUCCGUCUACACAACUCCUUUACAACGGCGCUACUCUUGGCUUGUAGUUUAGUAAUCACUGCUACACAAUUUGUUGGACAACCAAUCAGUUGCAUAGUCAAUGGAAUUCCUACACACGUAGUUAAUACAUAUUGUUGGAUUUCUAGCACUUUUACCAUGCCAGACGCAUUCAGGAGAGAGGUUGGACGCGAAGUAGCCCAUCCAGGCGUUGCCAAUGAUUUCAAUGAUGAGGAUGCUAAAAAAUACUACACAUAUUACCAGUGGGUUUGCUUUGUUUUGUUCUUCCAGGCAGCGGCAUGUUAUUUACCAAAAUUCUUAUGGGAUGCCAUUGAGGGAGGUCUGAUUCGAACACUUGUAAUGGGUCUAAAUGUUGGAAUUUGUAGAGAAGAUGAAAAAUGUGCAAAGAAACAAGCUAUGAUAGGAUAUGUUUUAAAAAGAUUAAGGAGACAUAAAUUGUACGUGCUUCGAUACUUUGCCUGUGAAGCAUUGUGUUUAGUAAACAUAGUGAUUCAACUCUGGAUGAUGAAUCGAUUCUUCGAUGGUGAAUUCUUUUCUUAUGGUUGGAGAGUAAUGAAGUUUUCCGACACCCCACAAGAACAGCGUUUUGAUCCAAUGGUGUACGUCUUCCCUAGAGUAACGAAAUGUAUUUUUCAUAAAUUUGGUGCAUCUGGAAGUAUCCAAAAACACGAUUCUCUUUGCAUACUUCCAUUGAACAUAGUUAACGAGAAAACUUAUAUUUUCAUAUGGUUCUGGUUUAUAAUAUUGGCUGUAAUGCUUGUUGGGUUAGUAAUUUACAGGUUGAUGAUCAUUUUUAUGCCAUCUGUUCGAGUACAAUUGUUGAAAACAAUUAACAGAAGUGUUCCUCGAGAAGCAGCUCAAGGAAUUGCUCAGAAGACAGAUCUAGGGGAUUGGUGGGUUAUUUAUAUGCUAGGUGGCAAUUUAGAUCCUCCAAUUUUCAAAGACGUUGUAGCUGAACUCGCUAAGCAGAUUGAACCACCUAAAAGAAAUGGAAAACUUUGAUUUUUUUUCAAGCCGAUACUAGUUAUAGCAACAAGACAUAAAACUGCCAUUUUUCCAGCAACAUAUUUCAUAAAAGCACAAUGUAAACAAGCACUGCAUAGGGACGUAGCGUUACAUCGUGCUGCCAUCUGUUUUUUUUUAAGUACAAGAGUGGAAAAGUGCUGAGUCAUCGUCUAAAAAUAGACGGCGUCCUAUCUCGAAUCCCUGAAGUCGAUAAAGUAGUCGGUUUCGAUGGAGAAACGGUGGAAAACGUGGUCUAAAAAUAGCGACGCCAUCACCCUACACAGUCAUUUACAGGGUCAGUUGAUGGGCAUAAUCUGGGUGCAGAAUAGUUGUCCGCAAAGCGGCCUCAAUUUAGAACUGUCAAAGCGGAACCAAUUUACUGUUCGCAUAAUUAUACCAAGAAGUGGCAAGUAUUGUGAUCGAUCUUAAAUUUAUUUAGUCAGGAAUAAAAAAAAAUCGAUGACUAUUGAGGUAUUCGAAGUCAAAACAUCUUAAUAAGAGGUUUGAAAUCGAGUUUGGCAUAAUUCGUCGCUAAAAUUUCAUAAUCGCUAUGUCUACAAAAUCUAUGUUUAUGACGCUUUUUUAAAUGUUAGCGACGAAUUAUCAAUAACUAUCAAUAGUACUUUCCAAAUAAUAUUGGAUACUCCGAUAUUAUCACUACACAUCAAAGAUACAUAAUCUCGGAAC
Messenger RNA from Culex quinquefasciatus (southern house mosquito), 1996 nucleotides. It is a transcript of the gene ogre, whose product is annotated as innexin inx1. Bases 218 to 1306 code for a protein of 362 amino acids. The transcript has 6 exons. Gene Ontology annotation, molecular function: gap junction channel activity. Gene Ontology annotation, cellular component: gap junction; plasma membrane. The record is from RefSeq and is a predicted model, not a curated record. NCBI's taxonomy places the organism in Eukaryota, Metazoa, Arthropoda, Insecta, Diptera, Culicidae.